GAGUAGCAGUCAACUAUGUUAAUUUGACUAUUAAAUGAAUAACACGACAAUUUUAAAAAUGCAAAAAAAAAAAAUUUGGCAUAGAUAGAUGGAAAUAAAUAGUCAGAGAACAUCACACAACCAAACGCGCUAGUCGACAAGUAGUCGAAUUGCCGAUAAAAGGGCCUGUUGUGCCACUAAAUGGCCAGCCCUGUUAAACCUGCGAGGAGUAAAUGUACACGAAAACAUGGAGAAGGAAGACACCGCCACUCGUAUCUCCUCCAAAAUCGCACCGCCCCGACCAUGCGCCACAUCUUUAAAAAUGCAAAUUAGAUGGGUAUGAGAUGAGAAUUGAGAGGUGGAAAUUAUAAUUUUUUUCGGUGGGCUGCUUUGGGCUGUAACAUCUUCAUGGGCUGAAUGUUGAUUGCAUGGAAAAGGAAAUAACCGACAUUUGUACGGGCCUAAGAAGAAAAUGGGCCCCCAACUGUUUUCUGCCGAGAAAAAAUAAAAACCCUAGUACAUAUACCAAGCCAUUUUCCAACAUUUCCACUGCCGCGAGAAUUGCCGUCGCUCACCAUUCAGUAAAACCCUAAUCUUCUUCUUCCUCCUCCGUCGCCGCCGAGCAGCGAAAACAAUGCCGCCCAAAUUCGACCCGUCCCAGGUCGUCGACGUCUUCGUCCGCGUCACCGGCGGCGAAGUCGGCGCGGCCAGUUCCCUCGCUCCCAAGAUCGGCCCACUCGGUCUCUCGCCGAAGAAAAUCGGAGAAGACAUCGCCAAGGAGACCGCCAAGGACUGGAAGGGUCUCCGCGUCACCGUCAAGCUCACCGUGCAGAACCGUCAGGCGAAAGUCACCGUCGUCCCUUCCGCCGCUGCGCUGGUGAUCAAGGCCCUGAAGGAGCCCGAGAGGGACAGGAAGAAGACCAAAAAUAUUAAACACAACGGGAACAUCUCCCUCGACGACGUGAUUGAGAUUGCCAAGGUGAUGAGCCCCAGGUCGAUGGCGAAGGAUCUCAGCGGCACGAUCAAGGAGAUUUUGGGGACCUGUGUCUCGGUCGGGUGCACGGUCGAUGGGAAGGACCCGAAGGACUUGCAGCAGGAGAUUACCGAUGGCGAAAUCGAGGUCCCGCUUGAGUAAGAGUUUAGUCUUGUAGCUGCUGUUUUUUGUUUGCUCGUCUAUUAUGUCUUGGGUAGUCUUGAGCCCUUUUGUUGAUUUUUCUCAGAGAACAAACAUAUGGGUUUUGCCUCAAUUGUUGUUUCGAAUGUUUGAGAAUGGCUUUUGGAGUUGGUUUACUUGUUGGGGUGAUUGUUAGACAUGAUAUAGUCUUGCCAUUUUGCUCCGUUAGUGUGUGUGCUUCAAUGCUUAUUAUGGGUCGUGAGUGAUUAUGGUCCAUGAUAGUCUGGUGGACUGUGUUUAUGUUUCUGAAUUGUUUGCUGUUGUUGCUCUGUUCAUGCAUUGUGAUUGAUUUCUUAGGAGAGUGGUUGAACUAGGCAUUAAACAUUCUUGGUUACAUAAUAUUGGGUCUUGCUGCUGGUCUGAUAUUCCACUAGCUCUGUUGCUUUCUUUGUGUUGUCUGCUCUUAGCAUUAUGGAAACCAUUAGCUGGAGCUAGUUCUCCAUCUGGUGCAAACUGUUAUUCGCUCGGCUGGUUAACAGUCGCAGUACUAUGUGAUUUAUCAGAUAUAUAUAUAUGUAUCGUUGCGAUCAUGAUGUGUGAGAUGAUUGGUUGGUUUUAAGAUAUAGAAAGAAAACUUAGGUCUGAUUUCAUAGGAUCUUUCUAACCCAUAGUCGCCUUCACUCGUUCCUUCACCUGCCGAAUGUUUUACUGGAUGAACUCCGAAUCCUGCUCCUUGGUUGUUUCAUGUUUUCUUAUCUGGCUCUUGUGGUUACCAAGUAUUCAAACGUCGGUCAAAUUGUGGUAGUGAAUUGCAGCUUUGUGUAGGUAAUGGAAUGUGUAGUCUGCUUUGAUUACAUCCUCAAUUGAUUAGUUCUCUUCCUGAUUAUUAGUGCUUGAUUAGCUCGGCCUAGCUUCUUCUAUACCUUGAACAGUUGGUGAGAUCUGGAUGUGCUUAAUUAUGAUGAUGAUGAUGUUCACACAGUCUGCACGUAUGAUCUUUGCAUUUGUGAACGGAUUGGCUCCGUUCAGUGAUGGCAAUGGGCCGGACAAACAGUUUUGGGCCUUGUUGCACAGGGUCUUCCUUGUUAGCCGUGCCUUUUCGGCCCAGUAUCUGUUGGCUGCCCAUUCCAAAUUAAGGAAUUAGGAUUUGAAGGUGCAAGUUGCCAGUAUAUAUCCAACCUAAAGUGACGAUGAUGAUAGAUUUGGAUAGGUAAUGAGCGGGGCCGAGUUGGAGUUUUUUGCAAGAAAUGAAACGUUGCUGUUUCUCUCUGUCGUCUCUUUCGCGAUAAUUAUUAUAGAUGAAUGCUCACUUGUCACAACAAUUAGGGUUAAUUGCAUGGUUGGUUACUGAGAAUACAAAAAAUAUGUUUCAAGUUUGGUCACUUAAAAUAUUUAAAUUUAUUGGUGGUACUUCAGUUUACUGAAACUGUUCACAUUUGGUCACUCUCGGUCUAACUCGGUUAACUUUUGCUUACGUGACAGUCAACUAUAAAAGUUGACUGUUACAUGUGUGACGUGACAAUUAAAAAAUAAAUUUUUUUUUUAAAUUUCACCUCAUUUUUAACUAUUAAGAAGAUAAAAAUAAAAGUAUUAAAUUAAGAUCAAACGGCGAAUCCUCUCUCCUGUUCUCCGCCACCGCAUUCUUGGCCACAAACAACACCGUAAUUGGGAAUUGGGAUAAGCCGAGAAUAUUUCUUUCGGGUUGAGUUCAGUCGUUUUCUAUUCCAGUGUUGCGCCAUCCCUUAAUUGGAUGGAGACCUCCAAAUCGAGAUGACUUAAAAAUCACCACAUCCACACCAAAACUUUGUACAAAUGCAAUGAACCACAGCCUUAUUAGUUAUCAUUUUUCUGUCAUUCUCUCCGGUCGCAUCUUUGGGGGACCUCCAGUCCAUAGAAAAAAGGGUUGCAUUUGCAUUGGGCUCAUCAUUUUGAGACAGAGCCAAAGUUUCCCCCAACUCCCACACCACCGCAUUUAUUUAUAUUUGUUAAAUUAACGUUACGUUGCUUC
Molecule: messenger RNA, 3101 nt
Organism: Linum trigynum
Lineage: Eukaryota; Viridiplantae; Streptophyta; Magnoliopsida; Malpighiales; Linaceae
Source: the annotation of a GenBank genome assembly